Solea senegalensis (Senegalese sole) is the source of this 1809-nucleotide messenger RNA. Its product is annotated as anthrax toxin receptor 2-like. The coding region runs from base 161 to 1804 and encodes 547 amino acids. NCBI's taxonomy places the organism in Eukaryota, Metazoa, Chordata, Actinopteri, Pleuronectiformes, Soleidae. The transcript has 18 exons. The record is from RefSeq and is a predicted model, not a curated record. Gene Ontology annotation, molecular function: signaling receptor activity. Gene Ontology annotation, cellular component: membrane.
GGAAGUUUCUUCAGAGUCGUGUUGCCUUCACGGGCCUCACUCACUCACUCACUCGUUAAUGAGCGGAUGUGACUAAAGUUCAGGAACAUGAAGAAACUUCUUAACGGCUGGUGACGUCAUCACGGUGUUUUCCUUUAUUUCGCGGUGGAGUCCGUGGAGUAUGUGGCGGCUCUUCUCUCUCCGUGAGUCCGCUCUCAGUGCCGUGUUUCCCGGCCACAGAGCGUGGAGCUCCGCGGCGGCGCUGCUGCUGCUGCUCUCCGUGUUUGCUGCGUGUUCCCGGGCAGAGGAGCAGCAGGAGGAGGCGUCCUGUCACGGAGCUUAUGACCUCUACUUUGUCCUGGACAAGUCUGGAAGUGUUUCAGCCGACUGGAUGGAGAUUUACUCGUUUGUGAGGAACCUCACCGACCGCUUUGUCAGUCCCAGGAUGAGAGUGUCCUUCAUCGUGUUCUCAGCCUCAGCUAAAGUGCUGCUGCCUCUGACAGGAAACAGACAUAAGAUUGAAGAAGGUUUGGAGAAUCUGCGUCAGGUGAAACCAGCAGGUGAAACCUACAUGCACGAGGGGAUCAAACAGGCCACAGAUCAGAUGAAGAAACAGACGCAGACGUCCAACAGCAUCAUCCUGGCUCUGACCGACGGGAAGCUGGCGGUGUACGUGCACGAGCUGACGCUGAAGGAGGCGGACGAAGCGCGGCGAUACGGCGCUCGAGUUUACUGCGUGGGAAUCAAAGACUUUGACGAGCAGCAGCUGGCAGAAAUCGCAGACACCAAGGACCAAGUGUUUCCUGUCAAAGACGGUUUCCACGCCCUCAAAGGCAUCGUCAAUUCUAUAUUAAAGCGCUCGUGUACAGAGAUUCUGACUGUGGAACCGUCCACUGUCUGUGUGAACGAAACCUUCGACAUCGUCCUCAGAGGAAACGGAUUCACUCAGGGACGGAGCAGUGAAGGAGUGAUGUGUAGUUUCAUCAUCGACCAACAGACCAUCAAUAAUAAACCCAGUGUGGUUCGCAGUGAUUAUCUGCUGUGUCCUGCUCCAAGACUGUAUGAGGAGGGACAAUCCAUGGACGUUCUCAUCAGCCUCAACAAUGGGAAAACGUUUAUCUCCUCUGCCUUCACCAUCUCUGCAUCCACCUGUUCUGAUGGUCUGGUCAUUGCCAUCGUCUUCCUGGUUCUGCUCCUCCUCCUCGCUCUCGCGCUCAUGUGGUGGUUCUGGCCUCUGUGCUGCACACUGGUCAUCAAAGACCCGCCUCCGCUGCCGCCGCCUUCUCGGCCACCGCCUCCUGAACCCGAGCCUCUGCCAAAGAGCAAAUGGCCAACAGUGGACGCGUCGUACUACGGAGGCCGAGGAGCCGGAGGAAUCAAACGGAUGGAGGUUAGGACACUCUUCAUCUCUGAAGCUCCUGCUCCUGUUUGUGGAGAAGAAGAAGAACAAGACCAGAAGAUCAGGUGUCUGUGUUGUGUGGUGUGUGUUCAGGUGUGUGUUCAGGUGUGUUCAGGUGUGUUUUGUGUGUGUGUUCAGGUGCGUUGGGGGGAGAAAGGUUCCACAGAGGAGGGGGCUCGGCUGGAGAAAGCUAAGAACGCUGUGGUGACAGUUCCAGAGGAAACAGAUGAACCCAUGGUCCAGCGUCCUAGAAAUCCAGCUCCAGUUCAGCAGCAGCCCCAACACAAGUGGUACACGCCCAUCAAGGGUCGUCUGGAUGCUGUGUGUGCUCUGCUGCGACGACAGUAUCACAGAGUUUCACUCAUGAGACCAACGUCUGCAGAUCAGGGUCGAUGCAUGAACUUCGAGCGUGUUCAGCGUCAGUAGAAGAA